AUGACUGGCUCCUUGUUCGGAUAUUCAAACCUGGGAGGGCCCUCCAAAAGAGCACGUCGAGCUGAAUUCAACUAUCGAGUUGAUGACGGCAAGUACGUCUUUGAGCAGCUGGUCAAGGAUACUUACGAUUCGGUCGAGGCUGAGUACUCACCCACCGAGAGAAAUCGUUGGUGUCGAUCCAAGUGGAAGGUUGGGAUAGCUUGUGUGCAUUUCCCAACCGUCGUCAGCAUCGACAGGCUGGGUCACUGGGGGGUCUACAUCCGUCGAGAUGACCAAAAGGAGCUGGAAAUUAACUUCCCACAGGACAUAUACAGAGUCUAUGGGAGCAACUGGACCAGCGAGUCCGUUGAGGCCCUCCAACUUGAAGCUGUUUGGCAAGCCAAGGGGAACCCCGAAUUCAAGCGGGAUGUCCAGCCCGAUGAAAUUGUCUUUGUUCGCAGGCCAGCUGCGUCGGGCCACCAUGAGCGCGAUCAUUCACCCGAGGAACUGUACCAAGAACAGGAAAUGUACUUCAGCUGGCCCGAAUUUGUGCUAGCAGUUCUUACUAACAGAAGAGCAGCACAGUUUGUCCUUCAAGAGUACGUGGUGAGGCCGUGGAGACUUGAGACAGCAAAACUGUUACCCAGCGACCGAGCAAAGACUGUACGCGAGCUCAAUACGGUGGCCGCUUAUCACCUCUUGGACAACAACUGUCAGGACUUCUCCCGGCUGCUCAUGGGCUUGAUGCUGAAGAACCGCUGGGGAGACCCGGGGCGCCUGAACAAGCCCUUUGUCUUGGAUGAAUUGUCGGAUGAGUGGAUGAGCAUCAAUAACUCGUGGUCACGCGAGGCGCUCAAGGCACAGAAGCAGAAUGAGCGCGGAUUUCUGUAUGGUGUCCCAUUGAUGCUACAUCGCCUGGAGCAGCCAGACAAAGAUGACCUAAUCAAGAUGGAGCCAGAAGAUGCAAGGAGAUUCUGGGAGAGAUUGCCGAGCCGCCCAGGCAAAGCCCCGGAGGAACUACUACGCAAGCUCGACAACUGUCGGUUGGCAAUCCAAUUGGCUGAAGCCUACACAUGUCGGAUGACCAUGUCGACUAGAGACUACAUCCGAAUACUGGACAGCACGGAAGCGAACGAUAUGGCGGAAUAUGUAAGGCGCCAGUUCCCCGAGGCCUUGGAAUCUCAUGCUGCAACCGUCAGGGCAUGGUUUGUGUCAUUCCACCACAUCUCGCGCACUGACAAAGCUGCCUGGGAUCUCCUGGCGUUCAUAUCGUGGAUCCAACCUGCAAACAUCCCAAAGUCGCUGCUGCCGGAGCCUGAGUCUGGGUCAUUGGACAACACAAUCGAAAAGUUGGUCAGAUAUCGCCUGCUGAAGAUUGGAGGGGCCAAUCAUCUCGAAAUGCAUCCCCUGCUCCACUAUCUAACCCAGAUCGGUAUUCAACAAGCCGAACGUGGGAAAGAUACCAUCCUCAAGGCGGUUCGUCAUGUUGCCACACACUUUGCCGGUGGCAAUGCCAUGAAUCGGAAUGAUUGGGAACAGUAUGGGAGUCAUCUCCACAAACUGUAUGCCAAUAGCAACGGUCUGAUGAAUCAGGAAGACGAGGCUACUUUUGAUGUUGCUUUCUUGAUUGGUCGGGGUCUGCUGAUCAACGGUGAGGCAGACUCUGCGGCUGUCUACCUGAAAGAAGCUCUUGCUUGGAGGGGACUUCGUCUGAGCGAAAACAGCCCAAAGCGGCUCGAAUCACAGCUCGAGCUUGCAAGGGCCUACGCGGGAAGGAAGCAUUCACAUCUGGUGAUCGACAUGCUCAAGGACGUCAAGCCUCUUCAGCAAUUCUUGAACAAGAACCGGCUCAGCCUUGGCCAACGACUGAUGGGCAAAAAGCCCAGUACCAUGACCUCCGAGGUGGGCGAUGAGCUUCUGCUCAUCUUGAACCUCGCACUCGAGCUCGCCAAGGCUUUCAUAGCAUUAGCCAAGCAUAAAGAAGCUGCCAAGGUGUUCGCCGAACUCGAAAAGGCAGAGCCUGCGGGCCUCAUCGAGGAUCAUCCGGGUUGGACUGCACACAGGGAAGAGCUCGUGCACACCCUGGCUCUCAACUGGCAGUUGAAAGACGAGAUCAAACUCCGAGAAAAGAUCCUGGAUGCCGAGAGCCACCCUGAGCGACUUCCAUCGCAGAGAAAGCAGGCGAUUGAUCUGGCAAAGGCCUACCAGGAAAGCCAUCAGUACCAGGAGGCCAUCGACCUGCUCAACAAGCUCCAUCGUUUCACGACUGAUCCAAAAGAAGAGCUGGAACUGCUUGGGACACUCACAACAGUAUGGCAGCACGUUGAUAUGGACAAGGCAAGGGCACUCAGGCCGAGGCUGGUUGAAUUGCAGAAGGAAAUUAACAAAUGA
Molecule: messenger RNA, 2370 nt
Organism: Fusarium vanettenii 77-13-4
Lineage: Eukaryota; Fungi; Ascomycota; Sordariomycetes; Hypocreales; Nectriaceae
Exons: 3
Coding region: 1-2370 (789 amino acids)
Molecular function (GO): protein binding
Source: RefSeq, a predicted model, not a curated record